Rhopilema esculentum is the source of this 1750-nucleotide messenger RNA. RefSeq names its product ras-related protein Rab-6A. The record is from RefSeq and is a predicted model, not a curated record. Lineage: Eukaryota; Metazoa; Cnidaria; Scyphozoa; Rhizostomeae; Rhizostomatidae. Gene Ontology annotation, molecular function: GTP binding; GTPase activity.
GAACGAGACAGUAUGAUGGAAAAUCUCUAUACAAUUUUGUAAUCGUGGCAGGUUAAAUUAAAUACCGGAAAGAAAGUUUUCACAAGGCGUUUAUUGCAAUAUUCUGCUUAUUUUCGAUUUAAACUGCAUGGUUCUACAUUUGAUGUACCCUUGGAGCAGACUGAGCAGCUUGUUCGAGAGUUAUUAGUGUAGUAUUGCAAGAGUCUGAGGGCGUCGCUUUUUACAACCUUCGUUGUCAGGUGCAAUUGUUUGAAAAGGUAUGGGCUCAGACUUCGGCAAUCCGUUGAGGAAGUUCAAGCUGGUUUUUCUUGGUGAACAGAGUGUGGGAAAAACAUCACUGAUUACAAGAUUCAUGUAUGAUAGUUUUGACAAUACUUACCAGGCGACAAUUGGAAUAGACUUUUUAUCAAAGACAAUGUACUUAGAAGAUAGAACAGUUAGAUUGCAACUUUGGGAUACAGCUGGUCAAGAGAGAUUCAGAAGCUUGAUUCCAAGCUACAUCAGGGAUUCAUCUGUUGCUGUAGUUGUAUAUGAUAUAACAAAUGUUAAUUCUUUUCAACAAACAAGCAAGUGGAUAGAUGAUGUCAGAGCAGAGCGUGGGAGUGAUGUCAUCAUAAUGCUGGUUGGCAACAAGACAGACCUUGCAGAGAAGAGGCAAGUCUCAACUGAAGAUGGGGAAAACAAAGCAAAAGAAUUGAAUGUUAUGUUUAUUGAAACAAGUGCCAAAGCUGGUCAUAAUGUUAAACAGCUAUUUCGGAAGGUAGCUGCAGCUUUGCCUGGCAUGGAAAAUACCCAAGAGAAAAAAGAGGACAUGAUUGAAGUAAAACUAAAGGACACGCCACAGGAGCAUAGUCAGUCAGAAGGAGGCUGCAGUUGUUGAUUGGCCGAAUAACACGAUGACAUGACAUUGUCUUCUUUCAGUUCCAAAGGAAUGACAUUCGUGGUGAAAAUAUCACAGUUGCUGACAUCAUGCUGUAAAUAUAACAGCCAAUGAACAAGAACGAUGUUGAACAUUCAUACAAUGUAUUGAGCAAAAUUUGCGAUUUUACAGUUAUUUAAUAGGGUUUUCGAAUCAAUUCUAGUUGUCAAAAGGCGUGCAAGUUUUGGAUGAAACAAGAUUUGAUAGAGAUGGGAUCAUCUCGCUGUAAAAUUAUUCCAAAAUUCACCAUGUUUGUUCAGCGAUAAAAAGAAUAUAGAGUUACCUUCCCCAAUUGAAAGAAAAAGAAAAGAAAUCCCAUACGCUGCAAUUUCAUUGUCAUUCAGUAGCUCAUGCGAGUUAGUUAUUUGUCAUAUGAUCAAACUGACAUAGGAUUAAAGUUUUUCAAAUCAAUUAAUCAUAUACUGUAAAAGCUCUAUUAAGCCCCCUCUCUUUUAAGCCCCCCCUCUAGGACUGAAAAAAAUAAAUUAGCCCCAGGGGGCUUAAUAGAGCGGUAUUACAUGCAAUGACCCGAGAUGUAAAACAAACCCUGUGCAACUCAUGGGGUUCAGCAAUAUGUUUUCUUCUUAAGAUUCUGUGAUAUGAAAUUGAAUUAGGGGCGUUUUACCCUUAUUAAGGGGUCAGCUUUGAUAAAUGGUUGUGAUGUCUCUUUGCAUCUACUGUCUAAUUAAGGGAUCGAAGUAUUUCAUACAAUUCCAUGCAGCUCGUUUGCUUAGAGUAACAGAUUACUUGUUAUGUUGCUUGUUUGUUAUGUAUUUAUGAAUAUGGAUGUGUAGUUCUACGUGCAAACCAAUGAAAACUGAGUUCUGUCAA